Molecule: messenger RNA, 833 nt
Organism: Carassius auratus (goldfish)
Lineage: Eukaryota; Metazoa; Chordata; Actinopteri; Cypriniformes; Cyprinidae
Product: cofilin-2-like
Exons: 4
Coding region: 16-618 (200 amino acids)
Biological process (GO): actin filament depolymerization
Cellular component (GO): actin cytoskeleton
Molecular function (GO): actin binding
Source: RefSeq, a predicted model, not a curated record
UUUUUCGUUGGCCAGAUGAUGCCAUUUCAUCACUCUGUCCUUUUGUCUGAUCACGGCCAUCCGUCAAAAAACACCAUCGCUCCCAUUUGCCGCACCAAAGGGUUUGUGGGCGUGUGUAAAAACGCCUCCGGAGUUACAGUGGAUGAUAGUGUGGUGACGAUCUUCAAUGACAUGAAGGUCCGCAAGGCUUCUGCCAACGAGGAAGAGAAGAGCAAGAGGAAGAAGGCUGUUCUCUUCUGCCUGAGUGAUGACAAGAAGCGUAUCAUCAUGGAGGAGGGCAAUGAGAUCCUGCAGGGAGAUGAAGGAGAUCCCUACCUUAAGCUCAUCAGUAUUCUUCCUCCUAAUGAUUGCCGCUAUGUUCUCUAUGAUGCCAUGUAUGAUACUAAAGAGUCUAAGAAAGAGGACCUGGUUUUCAUUUUCUGGGCCCCAGAAAAUGCCCCACUCAAAAGCAAGAUGAUCUAUGCCAGCUCCAAGGAUGCCAUCAAGAAGAAGUUCACAGGUGUCAAGCACGAGUGGCAAGUGAACGGUUUAGAGGAUAUCAAGGACCGAAAAACCCUUGCUGAGAAGCUCGGGGGAGCAUCAGUGGUGACUCUCGAGGGCAGGCCUCUGAACGAUUGAGGCGGACACAUUUCAGGGGUUAGCUGGUCAUUCCAACACGGGUGGGGCAGAUGGGCCAGGACGACUGUUUGUGGGCCAUGGGGUGGGUUAAUGUGGGUGGAGAGGGUUGGGCAAAAGUGACAGUUUCCAAACUCAACACAUGGCAAAAGAUACUGGCUGUCAUUCCAGUUCACACAUACAAAGAUCAAGAACAAAAACAUAAAAGGAAAAAAAAA